AUGAACAAUCGCAACACAGUUCACCACGGACCGAAUGGAGCCCAUCUUUGUAUCGUGCAGGAAUUCCUCGGGCCCAGUUUCGCGCUAGACAUUGAGCGUAACUGUGGUUCAUCUUACCUUCCUGAGAGCACAUCCAGUCGGCUCGUUGGCCAACUUAUACUCGCUGUCACCUAUCUCCACAAACGCGGAAUCGCACACGGUGACCUCCAUGCCGGCAACCUCCUCUUGUGUCUUCCCUCUUCGCUCGACCCAGACCUGGACUUGACCACAGUAAUCAGCAAUGACUGGAUGUUGCCCUCCGAACCGUCUCCACACAAACCCCGGUAUCUCAUUGUGCCCAUUUCAAGGCGUCUACGGACCCCUCUCUUCCAAGCCUGCAUGGCAACACCAUCCAUCAAACUCUGCGAUUUCAGUGAAUCUUAUAUGACUGACAUGGCCGACCCACCCCCGUUAGCUUCCCCGGGAUUCCUCCUUCCGCCAGAAGGCAUUUUCGGUGAACUGCCGCAUGCCACCCUUGCAAGCGACAUCUGGGCAGUCGCUGUCGCCAUUUACCAGGUGCUCACGUCCGGCUGUCUGCUGUUCUACGAGACCGAUGGCACGGUAUUGGAGAGAAUGGUCUGUACGCUGGGAAAGUUCCCCGAGCCGCUGUGGUCAGAGUGGGCCGACCGCGCCGAGUCUUUCGACGAAGAGGGGAACCCCAUCACGGACACGUGCCCGAAAAGCUCUCUUCGCCGGAAAGCGAAGGGUUGGACGUCAGAUGAGCACAAACUCUCUGCAUUGGCCGCGAUGUUCGAGACUAUGCUGCGUUACGAUGCAGAGCGCAGAAGUCCAGCUGGGGAUCUCCUUCAGAGCGAGUGGAUGACCAAGUACUGCCGCCCCUACAUGUGCGACGACGUUAUCUUGCCGACUGAGCGCGUCAAAUUGAUAAAUAAUGUUACAUAUCGUACUUACUAA
Molecule: messenger RNA, 954 nt
Organism: Mycena indigotica
Lineage: Eukaryota; Fungi; Basidiomycota; Agaricomycetes; Agaricales; Mycenaceae
Product: Protein kinase
Exons: 1
Coding region: 1-954 (317 amino acids)
Biological process (GO): protein phosphorylation
Molecular function (GO): protein kinase activity; ATP binding
Source: RefSeq, a predicted model, not a curated record